AUGCCGUGCGACAGGACGGCUGAUUUCUUGGCGUUUGCUGAGCGGGCGAGUCCUGGCGCGGUCUCUCAAGCCCAGGAAUUGCGAAGCCGAAGCGUCAGACAUACCGAUAACUCCUUCAACGCCUCGGCUGCAGAAAUCGGCACCCAGUUGCAACGCACAUCCUUGAAGCUCAAAGAGCUCGCCAAGUUUGCACGGCAAAGGAGUAUCUACAAUGACAAAACUGCGCAGGCUCAAGAUCUCACAUACGAGAUCAAGAAGUCGAUCACGGAGCUCAAUAUCAAGAUCGAGCACCUCGAGGAGAUGGCCAGAAACUCAAGAAAUGACAGUGGCCAGUCUCGUCAGCACUACAACACCAUGACAGAUAUGCUCAAAGGGCUUCUGCUGGAUGUAACGAAGGAAUUCAAGGAUGUCCUCUUGCUCCGAACGGAGAAUAUGAAGAAACAGGACGAGCGAAGGAAUCUGUACUCGUUCACCGGCACGCUGAAUCCGUCAACGUCCAUGUACGGAAAAACGUCGGACGAAUACGAUUUGGAAGGGGGCGAGAAGAUGCAGCUCACAGCACAGCGAGGCGCAAGCGCGUAUGCCCAAUCGCGCGCCGAAGCAGUUGAAAACGUGCAGCGAGUCAUUGGAGAACUCGCGACGAUUUUCCAGCGAGUCGCCACGAUGAUUUCGCAUCAGGACGAGAUGAUCCAGCGAAUCGACCAAGAUAUCGAUAACUCCAUGCACAAUAUCCGCCAAGGUCAGACGGAGCUGUUGAAUUAUUUCCACCGGAUUUCUUCGAAUCGCGCGCUAAUUCUAAAAGUCUUCGCAAUUCUCUUCGCAUUCAUUGUUUUCUUCGUAUUCUUUUUGAGUUGA
Messenger RNA from Besnoitia besnoiti, 855 nucleotides. Its product is annotated as putative syntaxin 5. The record is from RefSeq and is a predicted model, not a curated record. Lineage: Eukaryota; Apicomplexa; Conoidasida; Eucoccidiorida; Sarcocystidae. Gene Ontology annotation, biological process: intracellular protein transport; endoplasmic reticulum to Golgi vesicle-mediated transport; vesicle fusion. Bases 1 to 855 code for a protein of 284 amino acids. The transcript is spliced from 8 exons. Gene Ontology annotation, cellular component: endomembrane system; SNARE complex; Golgi membrane. Gene Ontology annotation, molecular function: SNAP receptor activity; SNARE binding.